Molecule: messenger RNA, 1506 nt
Organism: Sclerotinia sclerotiorum 1980 UF-70
Lineage: Eukaryota; Fungi; Ascomycota; Leotiomycetes; Helotiales; Sclerotiniaceae
Exons: 2
Coding region: 1-1506 (501 amino acids)
Biological process (GO): late endosome to vacuole transport; autophagy; cellular response to nitrogen starvation
Cellular component (GO): phagophore assembly site; phosphatidylinositol 3-kinase complex, class III, type II; phosphatidylinositol 3-kinase complex, class III, type I
Source: RefSeq, a predicted model, not a curated record
AUGUAUUGUCAAAAGUGUCGUACAUCAUUGAAACUUGAUAGCUCUUUGGAAGACCUGAAUCCCGCGGCAUUUGAUUUAUUAGUUGGUGCGACCUCACAAAACCAUCCUAAAAAUAUCCCCCCUUCACGGCCAGCAUAUCCUCAAGAACGAAAACAACUUUAUGAUCGUGUCUCGAAGCAUGCCGCUCCGCCAACCUUUAAGCGGACAAUAUCCGCACCUCGUCGACAUGAUUCUAAUUUAGCAGACACAAUGAGAAGCGGCUUGAACAAUCCAGCCAUGUCUUUUGUCAUGCUGACGGAAUCUCAAGUCGUGCCUCCGUCAGUUGCCAAACCGCCCGAAGACACAGACUCUAAUCAACCACAAGAAGAUGGUCAACCUGGCGGAGAAGCACUGGAUGGCGAGGGUAAAGCAAUGUCGCAAGAUAUGGAACGGGCAUCGAGGCUUUUCGAGAUUCUUACGGCGCGAUCCGAUGUAGAUCAUCCUAUCUGUGUUGAGUGUACAGAGAUGCUUGUCGAUGGGCUGCAAAAACGAUUAGAAGCUGCAACUCGAGAAAGGGAUGCAUAUGUCGGAUUUUUGAAACAGAUCAAUGCCGAAUUACCAACAGAGGAGGAGUUGAAAGAAGCAAAUGAUUUUUUGUCAAAGGUACGAGCAGAUGAGGCCGCGGCAAUAGAUGAGCUGAAGAAGAUCGAAGCGGAAACUGCCAGGGUAAAUGAAGAAAAUGCUCAGCUGGAAGAAGAGGCCAGAGCUCUUGAUAUUGAAGAAGAGAAGUUCUGGAGUGAUCGAAAUGAGUUUGCGAUGAAGCUCUCGGAGUUCCAAAACAUAAGGGAUAGCAUCAAUCUUCAAUAUGAUCAUGAUUCACAGCUAUUGGAGAAAUUGCAAAGAACGAAUGUAUAUAACGAUACAUUUUGCAUAAGCCAUGACGGAAAGUUUGGUACAAUCAAUGGCCUACGACUUGGACGACUCUCAAGUGUGCCAGUGGACUGGCCGGAAAUUAAUGCAGCAUGGGGCCACGCAUUGCUUCUUCUAGCUACUGUCGCUGACCGUCUCAAUUUUAAAUUCGAAGGAUACGAGCUUCAGCCCAUGGGCUCAACCUCUCGAAUAAUACGUUAUGAUUAUCCAUCGCCGUCUGCAAGUCGUUCUAGCUCCCAACGUGGUAAUAACACCCGGCCACCCAAGAAAUCUAUUCUCGAACUUCAUUCAUCUGGUGAUAUGCCCCUCGGGCUUACUUUCAUGCAUCGUAAGUUCGAUAUAGCUAUGGAGGCAUUCCUCGAAUGUAUGCGCCAACUAGGUGCGUUUGUUGAACAGGAAUCCGCCCGGACCUCGGAAACUGGACGGGGGCUUAAACUGCCAUAUAAAAUUGAAGGAGAGAAGAUAGGGGAUGUCAGUAUAAAACUAGGCAUAGCUCAAGAUGAUGCAUGGAGCAGAGCGUGCAAGUUCACUCUCACAUGCUGCAAGUUUUUGUUGGCUCACGCAAGUAAUGUUAAUAAUGCGAGAAGGAGUUCAUAA